GUUUUCUCUCUGGGCAGUUCUUUUUGUUUUGGGAAGACUUCUGACCUUAAUUCUUUCAGUACUUACUGUUGGCUUUGGCCUUGCAAGAGCAGAGAAUCAGAAGCUGGAUUUCAGUACUGGAAACUUCAAUGUGUUGGCUGUUAGAAUCGCUGUUCUGGCAUCUAUUUGCAUUACUCAAGCCUUCAUGAUGUGGAAGUUUAUUAACUUUCAGCUUCGGAGAUGGCGGGAACACUCCACUUUUCAGGCACCACCUGUGAGGAAGAAACCAACAGUAACUAAAGGCAGGUCUUCUAGAAAAGGAACAGAAAAUGGUGUAAAUGGAACAGUAACAUCAAAUGGAGCAGAUUCUCCCCGUAAUAGGAAAGAGAAAUCUUCAUAAUGAAUUAACAGCGAAUUGAUUCAUGUCCCCAAAGAAAUCUGCUUUUUACUCUAUCUUUCAGCACUAGAGAUUUUUCUGUUCUUGAAAAUACAGUUUGUGCUCUUUGAUUCUUGCUAUUGUACCGUUUCAUGCAUUUUUUUAAAGGGCAUUUGAGGGAGGAUGAUUACUAUGAGUGAAAAAAUAUUUUAGCUUAGACUAAGCUACCUGCCUUCAAAAUAGUUUAGGGACCACCACAUAUUUUACUUUGUUUUUUAUCUUUGAACAUUUUUCUAAUGGUUUGGGAAGUAAACCUAUUUACAAAAAUCCCACAUAUCAGUGAUAAAAUUUCUUGCUCUCACUAAUUUUUUAUACUAGCAAGGUGACCUGUUCCAAGAAGGUCAUAUUUUUUAAGUUAUCAUUCAGGGUAAAAUGGAAAUACUAUAAAGUCAGAUGUCAAACUUUAAUAUGUUUUCAGUGUUCUCUAAUUUUUAGGAAUUUUUGUAGUCUUUACACCUGAAAAAAAAAGAUUUAUAAGAUCAACAAAAUAAUUGUGUGCUUUAUUUCAUAGACAGUAGUUGUUAGUGUUACAUUCCCAUUUUAAACAAAAUAGAUACUAAUGGUUACAACAUGUGAAGAUUUAUUGUCAUACAUAUUGGAUCAAAAUAUUAACAUAAAAGUAUUGUGUAGUAAAAUCUUUCUUUUGCAUUUCAACACUUAAAAACUGGCAAUCAGAAAAUGUUUACUAUGAAGAGGAAUAUCCAAGUUGGCCCUUUUUGAUAUGUUUAUUAAUAAUGAUUUCUAAUGGGGCAUCUCAUAAGUUUGAUAUGCAUAGCAUCUUAGAAAAAUACUCCUUAAAUUGCAAACCCUUUUAAAAAACAAUGCCUACUUGAUUUGUAUCUAUAUGUCAGGUAAUUAUAUUUGGAAAACUAGUGCACUAACUUUAAAGAAAUUGAAAAUUCAGGUGGAUAGUCUUACAAAAGACAGUGCUUUAUGUUAUAACUAGCUUUGGUCCCAUCUUUAAUUGAGAAACAUUUAUCUGUAUAAAACAUAUUUUUGGAUAAAUAUAUAUAUAUAUAUAUAUUUGUAUCUACAGAAAGGCUCUAAAAAGCAUUUGAGUAAAAUAUUUGGUUCCCUUUUCUAUGAUUACCCUUUGAAGUCCUUAUAGACAAAUGUGGUUGUUUGUUGUCUUUAUAGUACAUACAGUGGUCUUUUGGUGUCCACAUCCUGUUCCCCAUUUUUCACUCUGUCACCAGCUAUUUUGUGCCAUUUUCAGUGUAGAAUUGCAGACCUGUGAGGUCUGUGGUUUAAGUUGCCAUGCUGCUAGAAAGUUGUGCUUUCUCUUUCCAGCUGUUUACUACUUCCUGGAAAAAGUAGUAGCUCUCUGUAGCAUUAUGGACUUUCAGUGGAACCAAAUUUUUGCCAUUAAAAACUGGCAUUGAACUAUACAUUGAGAAAUCAGUCAAAAUAAAAAUUUUUACUUUCACAAGCUGC
Castor canadensis (American beaver) is the source of this 1849-nucleotide messenger RNA. The record is from RefSeq and is a predicted model, not a curated record. Lineage: Eukaryota; Metazoa; Chordata; Mammalia; Rodentia; Castoridae.